Messenger RNA from Plasmodium vivax (malaria parasite P. vivax), 3021 nucleotides. RefSeq lists its product as hypothetical. The transcript has a single exon. The coding region runs from base 1 to 3021 and encodes 1006 amino acids. The record is from RefSeq and is a predicted model, not a curated record. Lineage: Eukaryota; Apicomplexa; Aconoidasida; Haemosporida; Plasmodiidae.
AUGAUCGUUUUUAAUUGCUUGCUUUGGCUGGCAGCUUACUUGAUAGUCCUCCUAAGCGUCUCGCUCGCUUUUAUAAGAGAGCCCCACCCGGUUGUAGCAAAAUCGAGUUGGUUAGAAAGGGCGCAGGGUGGGAGCUGCCAUGUGGUAGGCUGUCAUGGUAGGAGAAGGAAGUCGCUUCAGCUGCGCCCGUCCAAUGGUGAUGAGGACAGAUGUGUGAGGAGGUACCAAAUCUUUUGCCACCCCCACCCGGGUGGUGGAAGCAGCUGGGGGGGUAGCAGAAGUGGGGGUAGCAGAAGUGGGGGUAGCUCCGAAUUCGUUCGAAAGUUUAACAAAAGGAACUGCUUCUUGAAGCCAGCCAUUUUUGCAAAAAGUGAGCAGCAUAAACUGUGGGCAGAUGUGGGGGAGAGCUCAAAUGGAGGAGCCACAGACGGGGAGAAGCGGCCCCGUGAGGAAGCAAACCAUGUAGAGGAGGGGGAGGAGGACCAAUUCGACCUGAUCAGCGACCACAUCCUAGUCAGAAAAAAUAGAAAGACCAUAAAAGACCUCAUGGAAGCGGGCAUCUGGGGAGCCCCAAAAGAGAACCUCAAAAUGAUUAGGGAAAGGACAAACAAAAAGGUUAAUUGGAAUUACAUCCUGAAGAAGAAUAACAAACUGCUAAGUGAUAACGUUGACAGGAUAUAUAGCGAAAUUUAUAAUAAAGAAAAUGUGAAUGAUAUAUUUUUCGCGUUUGAUACGAACCCGUAUAGCUACUUAAACGUCACCAUGAGUGUCUUUUCGCUGCAUAAAAUUACCACGUGCUAUCUGAAUGAGAGGAGACAGAGAGUGGGUUCUUCUCUUGGGGGGAAGAAGACCGACGUGCUGUCCCCAAGUGAGGCAAGUAAAGACCCACUGGGGGAAAACCACCCGAGUGAUCACUUCCUCACCAUGGGCGGAGGCGGAGAGGACAACUACGGAGAGGUGGACGAUUGCAACAUCCUCAAGAUGAAGGAGGAAAGGAGGAGACUAAACCAAAUCACGCGCAACAGGAACUUUAUGAGGAUUGUAGGCAGCAUAAAUAAACAUCUUAAAAUUAUUUAUAAAGUAUUUUCUACGAAUGAAAAGCUAACCUCAUAUGAAAAGAACAGAGACAUGUAUAAAUUCAUUCCCUAUAUAAAUGUCAAGGACAUCAUCACCAUUUUGAGGUGCUUUUGCAUUUUGAAAUUCGACCACACCAACAUUUUUAAGUACAUAUAUUUUUUCCUGGUCUUUUUUAUGGACCAGUUUGAUAUGUUCCUGCUGUGCGAGGCCGUUUACCUUUGCUUGGUGAAGCGGAUCUACGUGCGCCCGCUCUUCCUCAACUUUUCGAAGCGCCUCCUGGGGUACCUGCGGGGGGGGCGCGAUGAGGGAAGCCGUAUUGGAAGCGGUACGGAAUGCAGCACGGGAAGUAAUACGGGGAGCGAUGAGGGAAGCAGUACUGGAAGUAAUACGGAGCGCGCUGACGCGAAGGGUGACUCGAAGGAUGACUCGAAGGAUGGCGCUACCGCUAUCGCUACCACCACCGCUACCUCCACCACUAGCGCGGCUCCCCAGGCCCCGCCGUACGAGGAAGCAAACUUGGAGGCCUUCCGGCGCGACAUGGAGAGGGCGGUGCAGAGGGACGACCCCGAGCCAGACCACUUCGCCUCCUCCCCCUUUCACAUGAAGGAGUUGGGCUACUCCAUCUACCACCACGCGAACUACUCCUCCUUGAAUAGCUCACAAGAUGAGUUGGCGAAGGAGAAGGCGCGAAAAGGUGACGAUGCGAACAAAUUUGACGCCCAAGAUUUGAGACACGCAAAAGAGGAGUUCAUCCAUUCGAGCAAAGUACAGAGCAGGUCGAACGAACCCUCAGAAGGGACAUCCCCCCCAGUGGGUAGUCAUCCCAUCUGCUUCCAUGUGUACUGUCUAUACACCCUGAGCAAGUUCCCCUACACAAAUGUGCAAAUAUUAAGUAUCCUCACCUCGCAACUUAUGGCAAAAGCACCAGAGCUAAGCAUAGAGGAGCUCAUUCUAUCCUUUUACAGUCUUGCCGAGUUAGAGGUGGAUUCUCCCAAACUUUUGAAUGUCCUUUUUUUGCUAAUUUUUAAGUGCCUUCAUCGUUUGGAUUACAGAAAUAAUGGCCUGGUUACCAAGCUGAUAAGAGCGCUGUACUUGGUUGAUGGGGAGAUUUGCUCUUCUCCCGGUGAGGAGAACCGCCUUGAAGAGGUGAAAGCGCUCAUGGUGCACUACCUAGCCAAAAUGGUGCUUCGUAACCGAAAUAACUACACGCCGAUCGAACUGGUAGACAUCAUUCGGUACAUGUCAGCCCUGGUGCACAUCGAUAGGGAGCUCUUCAAUUUCGUUUAUGAGAUGCCGUUUUUCCAAAAUUUGAACCAAGAUACGCUGGACUAUUACAAGAAUAGCGUCUACUUUAAUCAGUCAUAUUAUGCCUACACGAAGGACAGCAGCGUUAACACCCCCGUCGAGAUUAUGGUGUGCAAGCUGUACCAGUCCUAUUUGGCCUUCCGCGCGUGGGGCGCUUCCCAAAUGGGUGGUUCGUCACACACGAGUGGUUCAUCACAAAUGGGUGGUUCUCCACAAAUGGGCGUUUCACACACGAGUGGCUCAUCACAAACGGGCGGCUGCCCCACCCUGCAGGCCAUCCGCACGCGCAACGACAAGGUGAAGCCCUUCCAGUACGGACCACAGCUGCUGCAGCUGUUUAAGCAGACCUACACAAACAACAUGCGCAUCUCCUCCUACAGCUCCUCCUCGCUGCACUACGAAAUGGCAGACAUAAUAAAAAAAGAUUUGAAGAUCCCCUGCCAUGUAGAAUACGUAACUGAUAAGGGGCUGCUCAUUGACAUUGUGAUACUUCGGGAGGACUUGCUAAAAUUCGCUGCCUCCUUUUCUGGGCUUCGCAACAUCGCCAUAGAGGUGAAUGGCCCCUUCCACUACAAGACCAAGUCGUACGGCGGGGGAGUUCCACCCCUCAACACGAAGACGGUUUUCAAGCGGAGGUGA